GAACACUUUCCAAUAGAUGAAACAAAAAAAAUAGAACUUUUAUUUAGGCAAGCUAUUGAAGAACAAAAUUAUUUAAUAUAUUUUAUUAAAGCUUAUACAUUAACUAAUAAUUUUCGUCAUAUUCUUAAUAAACAUCUAGCAUUAUAUAUAUUAGAUUAUUUUGAUAUAUCUUCCUAUUCUUCUUCACCAACACGAUACCGUUUAAUUAAUUGUUUAGUACAUAUUGUUACAUUAUUAAUAAAUCACCCAAAUCUACAUAAAUAUCAAUAUAAAGGUAUUGCAUAUCGUGGUUUAUUAAUGAACGAAAAUGAUUUAAAAGAUUAUAUUAUUGGAAAUCAUAUAUUAAAUCGAUCAUUUGUAUCAACAUCGAAAAAUCGUAAAAUUGCUCAAGUAUUUGCUGAUAAUAAUCAACAAACUUUAACUGAAGUAUCUGUUUUAUUAAAAUAUACAAUUAAAUUAAAUCAAACAGCUAUUGAUAUUGAAGACAUAUCAACGAUACAAGAUGAAGAAGAAGUGUUAAUAUUACCAUUUUCAGUAUUUAAAAUUAAAAAUAAAAUUGAAAAUCGUCCAAAUACGUGUUCGCCAAUGUUAGUUGAAAUUGAUUUAGAAGAAUGUGAAGAUAAUGAACAAAUAAAUCAUGAAAACAAGAACAUACCACUGCGUGGGAGUUUGACGGAUAUUCAUCCAAAUGCCAAAUGGAACAACAAUGGACAAACGGUAGCAGGACAAAAUCCGCCACUCUCUAAGCCCCAAGGUUUAUAUGUGGAUGAUGAUCAAACUGUUUAUGUCGCUGAUUAUGGAAAUCAUCGUAUUGUGGCAUGGAAAUCUGGUGAAACAAAUGGACAAGUAGUGGUUGGUGAACAUGGACAAGGAAACGAUGCUCAUCAAUUGGAUAGACCAACAGAUGUGAUUGUGGAUAAAGAGAGAGAUAGUCUCAUUAUUUGCGAUCGCGGGAAUAAAAGAGUAGUUCGAUGGCCUCGUCAAAAUGGAACAAGUGGAGAAACAAUUAUUUCGAAUAUCUCUUGUAUAGGUUUAACAAUGGACGAAAAUGGAUCUCUGUAUGUCACUGAUUGGGAUAAAGAUGAAGUAAGACGAUAUCGAAUGGGUGAAUCUCAAGGAACAGUAGUGGCAGGUGGAAAUGGACAAGGACAUGGUCUCAAUCAGCUCAGUUGGCCCUCCUACAUAUUCGUCAAUCGAGAACAUUCAGUGUUCGUCUCUGAUUUUUACAAUCACCGUGUGAUGAAAUGGAUACAAGGUGCAAAAAUAGGUAGUGUUGUCGCUAGUGGUCAAGGACAAGAAAAUUAUCGGACACAAUUGCGUCAUCCUAAGGGAAUCCUAGUUGAUCAAUUGGGUACUGUUUAUGUGGCUGAUGAAUAUUAUCAUCGAAUUAUUCGUUGGCCUAAAAAAGCAAAAGAAGGAAAUGUUAUUGUUGGUGGAAAUGGUUAUGGAGCACAAGCUAAUCAACUCUAUUCACCCAAGGGAUUGUCAUUUGAUCGGCAUGGUGAUCUCUAUGUUGUCGAUGAAGGAAACAAUAGAGUACAACGAUUUACAAUUGAAAUGCCAUCGAAUUAA
This is a messenger RNA of Rotaria sp. Silwood1, 1572 nucleotides long. Lineage: Eukaryota; Metazoa; Rotifera; Eurotatoria; Philodinida; Philodinidae. The record is from the annotation of a GenBank genome assembly.